This is a messenger RNA of Arabidopsis lyrata subsp. lyrata, 1909 nucleotides long. Its product is annotated as probable serine/threonine-protein kinase PBL11. NCBI's taxonomy places the organism in Eukaryota, Viridiplantae, Streptophyta, Magnoliopsida, Brassicales, Brassicaceae. The record is from RefSeq and is a predicted model, not a curated record. The transcript is spliced from 5 exons. Gene Ontology annotation, molecular function: ATP binding; protein kinase activity. Gene Ontology annotation, biological process: protein phosphorylation. Bases 461 to 1717 code for a protein of 418 amino acids.
UUCAAAAUUCAGUUCCUUUUCAAGUUUAUUUGUCCCCGUGGGUAGCAGACUCAAAGUCUUAUAGGAAAAGUCAACAAGUCAACGAUGAACAGAGGAGGAUGAGGAAGAAGACAAAGUCCAAUAGGGCGUACCCAAAAGGUCCCUAACUGAGAGAGAAAGAGAGAGGAAAGAGCUAAAAAAAAAAAAAAACAAUCUUUUCUUUUCAUUUCAAUUACUUUCAUUAUUAUCACAAAGACUUUUCUUCCAGAGAACAAAAGGUUAGGCUAUUGAUUAUUAAGCCAGCUCAAUUUUCUUUCUUUCUCUGGGAAAAUUUUGGGUUUUUCUUGAAGGUCUUUUUCAAUUUUCGCUCCAUUUCGUACGCCUUGAACUGGGUUUGUGUUUACACACAUAAAGUUGUCAUCUUUUUUAUCUUCUUUCAAUCGAGAAGAUUAUAGAGCUGAGUGAGUUUCUUGAGUUUUUAAUGGGAGGUUGUUUCAGCAAUCGGAUCAAAACAGAUAUUGCUUCCAGCACAUGGCUAAGUUCGAAAUUUUUGAGUAGAGAUGGGAGCAAGGGCUCGUCGACCACCUCCUUCUCUUAUAUGCCUCGAACAGAAGGCGAGAUCUUGCAAAAUGCUAAUCUGAAGAACUUUAGUCUCAGUGAACUGAAAUCUGCAACCAGGAAUUUCCGGCCUGAUAGUGUGGUUGGUGAAGGUGGAUUUGGUUGUGUUUUCAAAGGCUGGAUCGAUGAGGCCUCACUCACUCCUUCUAAACCGGGGACCGGGAUUGUCAUUGCAGUUAAAAGACUUAACCAAGAAGGGUUUCAAGGUCAUCGAGAGUGGCUGGCUGAGAUCAAUUAUUUAGGCCAGCUGGAUCAUCCUAACCUUGUGAAACUGCUUGGAUACUGCUUGGAAGAGGAGCACAGGCUUCUUGUUUACGAGUUUAUGCCCCGUGGUAGUCUUGAGAAUCACUUGUUCAGAAGAGGAACAUUCUAUCAGCCACUUUCAUGGAACACGCGGGUUCGAAUGGCUCUUGGUGCAGCUAGAGGACUUGCUUUUCUUCACAAUGCUCAACCGCAAGUUAUAUACCGAGACUUCAAAGCAUCCAACAUCUUGCUAGAUUCGGUAUGGCACAUGAUUGAUACUUUUUGUAGCUUUGGUUUUGGAUGCAGCCAGAGAAGUUUAUCUUUAACUGUUUCUCUGUAUCUGCAGAACUACAAUGCAAAGCUUUCGGAUUUCGGUUUGGCUAGAGAUGGUCCAAUGGGUGACAAUAGCCAUGUUUCUACCAGAAUCAUGGGAACUCAGGGAUACGCUGCUCCAGAAUAUCUAGCUACAGGUCAUUUAUCGGCGAAGAGCGAUGUGUACAGUUUUGGGGUUGUGUUACUGGAGUUGUUAUCAGGAAGACGAGCAAUUGACAAGAAUCAACCAGUAGGAGAACACAAUCUAGUGGAUUGGGCAAGACCUUACUUAACAAACAAGAGAAGACUUCUACGGGUGAUGGAUCCUCGCCUCCAAGGUCAAUACUCGCUAACCCGAGCUUUGAAAAUUGCAGUUCUUGCACUCGAUUGCAUAUCCAUAGAUACCAAGAGUAGACCGACCAUGAACGAAAUCGUCAAGACACUGGAAGAACUUCAUAUCCAGAAGGAAGCACCGAAAGAGCAGCAGAAUCCACAAAUCAGCAUUGACAUCAACAUCAACAAAUCUCCACAAGCUGUGAAUUAUCCUAGGCCUUCAAUUAUGUAACAAUAAAAUUAUCCUAGGCAAUCUUUUUACCGGGUUCUAGAGAUGUAUAGACUCUUUACCAUCUGUCUAUUUAGGUAUUAUGCUGUUUGGUAGUAACAAAAGAAGUCUCUUCUUUUUAUCCCAGUUUCCUGGCAAUGUAAGGGAGAGAAGGAAAUUUGAUAGUUGUAAAAUUAGGUCCCCUUACAACGUUCA